AUGCCAAGUUGCAUGUCUUUGAGUCUUUGGGCUCAGGCAUUACCGGUUUUAGUAGAAUUUGCUCCCGCUUUGUUUGGUAUUGGUGCCGCUGGGUCUGCUAUUGGCACAGGUUUACAGGUUGCAAACGCAGUCAAUAGUUUAUUGUCUGGUGGUGAUAUAUCUAAACAGUCUACUGUUGAUACUAUCAUUGAUUACGGAGUUGAUACUGCUAAUCAGGCUUUAGGAAGGUUUAGAGAUGCCGCGUUACGGAGGACGGGUGAGAUCUUACGGGAAGCGUAUCGGUCGAGGUUACGGCCGCGUCCGCAAAGGUGGGAUAAGCCGAGGCCGCCGAGGACGAAGAAGUUGGGGCCGAGGUCGCGUUGGUAUGCGAAGGAGAAGUACUAUAGGUCGCGUGGGCAACCGUUCUAG
Molecule: messenger RNA, 408 nt
Organism: Gregarina niphandrodes
Lineage: Eukaryota; Apicomplexa; Conoidasida; Eugregarinorida; Gregarinidae
Exons: 2
Coding region: 1-408 (135 amino acids)
Source: RefSeq, a predicted model, not a curated record